Messenger RNA from Falco peregrinus (peregrine falcon), 6531 nucleotides. It is a transcript of the gene RHOT1, whose product is annotated as ras homolog family member T1. The record is from RefSeq and is a predicted model, not a curated record. Gene Ontology annotation, cellular component: cell cortex; cytoskeleton; cytoplasmic vesicle. NCBI's taxonomy places the organism in Eukaryota, Metazoa, Chordata, Aves, Falconiformes, Falconidae. The transcript has 23 exons. Bases 3373 to 5496 code for a protein of 707 amino acids. Gene Ontology annotation, molecular function: calcium ion binding; GTP binding; GTPase activity. Gene Ontology annotation, biological process: establishment or maintenance of cell polarity; mitochondrion organization; cortical cytoskeleton organization.
UCCAAAGGCUUCGCCAGGGUCACAGACAUGGGGCUGUGGCUAGGAUUGUGGGAACUUUAUCUUUCUUUUCACUUCCCACACCCCGGAUACUUUGCAUUUCCCAUGCUAAUAUUAGCACUGCCAUAACAGUAUUGCGUGUGCUGAGCUGAUGGGUUUAGCUAAAGCCGUGUUUGGGGUCCAUGGGUGGUGGCUGACACAUUGCAGACUGCGUAGCUGAAUUAGAACUAAUAGCUGUAUGUAUUCAGCUGAUGUGUGAUAGUAAUAAUUAACUGUUCUUUGUGCUGGGUGUUGUUUAUUGCACCAGCGUAGCACUGGAGACUCCUGAAAGGACACGUAUCAUUAUUAUAUAGUGCUACAGCUCCACCCAGCUGAAUGGCACAAAAUGGGACUUGUUCAUUAUCUAGAUCUCUGCUUAAAAUAACUCCCAAACUUGGAGGAGAUGAGAAAAGUCUUUUGACCUUCAUUGUUUUAGCACAUACAUAUCUAAAAAGCCUUCUUCAGUCUCAAUAGUCGAGCAAAGAGCUGAAGCUCACAGUUACAUUUGAACAUGUAAUGGAUGAAUGUUGCAUGUAGACUUCAUUAUGACUAUUCCCACUCAGAAUUGUGUCUUCCAGACCCCUCCUCAACCAGUUUAGUGCUUAACUAAUGUCAAUGAUGUAGGGAUUUUUAUUAUUCUGCUUAACCUAGUCAUGCUUUCUUUGGGGGUUGUAUAGAUGACUGGUCCAAUGUGUCACUUUAAAGGAGGAAGAGAUACGGGACAUCUCCAAGCAACUAGAAAUGACUGCAGAGACCAUUCACCUCUUGAGGAAAGAUCUCGGAAUAUACAUCUCAGAUCAAAAGCCAGAUUACUAAAGAUUUCUGUUGCGUGAAGGAAUAUGUUGAAAGACAGGAGAGAAACACUGAUGUUCAUUGAACAAGAGCAAAAAGCAGCUCAACAGAAAACUGAAAAGCCUGUUUACCGGCUCUGUGUCGAAGGGAACAAGCUCACAGACAUCAAAGCCCAAACAGGGGAGUUGAUAGGACUUUUGAUCUCACAUAAGUAUAUGAAUACUUCACAAUCACAGCCCAGAAUAGGAAAGUAAUGGUUUCCAGCUACCCAACUGAUUAUGAACCAUCACCCAACAGAUUCUGCAUCAGCCAAGUGAUGUGUUCAAAGAGCUUCUCUACUGGGUGCCACUACUGGGAAGCAGUUACCAAGGACAGUGAUGGAUAGGCUGUUGGAGUUGCUCAUGAAAUGAUUGGUAGAAGGGACAAAUUAGGAAAAAACAGAGCAUUCUUGGUGUGUGGGACAGCUAGAUCCCAAAAAGCAGCUGUCGGCAUGGCAUUGGGAUCAAGAAACAUUAUUACACAAGGAUAAACCAUUGAAGGUUGGAGUUUUCCUCCAGUUUCUUUCCAACAAAAGAAGACCGUUUUGUUUUACUCCAUCACUGACAAAUUGAUUUUGCAUACUUUUGAAAUCAGUGCCUCAAAUCCUCUUUACCCUGCUUUCUGGCUAUAGAGUCUAGAAGAAAAUGUAUCUUUAUGUCACACAAACAGGAGAUAAAGCCUGUUCAGAAAAGUGACAAGUUUGCUUAUGACUGCAGAGCUCCUCCACAAGCUUCAGGAAUUUACUAAGGAGCAUGCAGCUGCCCAGGCUUUCCUGGAAAUCAGUAACUGAUACUUUGUCUGCUCUGUUUGUCUUCACACUGUGCUCUGAUCUAGCCAUACUUCGUUAAAGCGAUUUCAGUGUAUGCUAAAGGUAGUAACCAUCCCUGUGGGAGUGAGGUGGAUUUCUUAAGCAGCUUUGAGUAGUCUCAGGAUAUUCAUAGGAAGGAAUGCACCAAGGAAGCUCUGAGGUUAGGGAUAAGCCCUUCCCAUGAACCUCAUUUUCCUACAUUGAUCCAAAAAGUUGCAGGAGAGCAUAUGAUGACAUUACAUUCUGUUGAGUAAGCUUUCUUUAGAAAGAUCUGAUUGAGUAAGGGAUGUUCAGAAGGCAAGAAUGUUACUGAUCUCGUGCACGAAAAUCUUUCUGUUUAGAGUAGGUACUAAACUACAGGAAAUAGGUUUGGUAUAUGAGGACCUGACACUUCAGGCAGGUGUCCCAGAAGAACAUCAUCUCACUGGCACCAUGUUUUAGUCUUGUCCAGACCAAAGGGUUGUCAGUCCUGGUGGUGGUGUGACCACGGGAAUGGUUUUGGAAGCAGAUGUUUUCAAAUGUGUGUGUACUGGCUAAUAAAUAAUGUGGUCACUUUACUGCUUUUUUAAAGAGCCAGCGAACAGGACAGUGUCACAGAAAGGACCAUCUUUUCUUGCCAGGGAGCCUAAGGAAACAAGAGGUUCUGUGAGUUUCCUUGCCGUCAUCUGUUGCAUCUUUCUAGCUGUGGGGAGGUCUCUGCUGCCUGUGUGGGGUGAAGGGGCCGGAGCUGAGAUCCUGCAAAACACACUGACAGCUGAAUUCCUGAGAGGACCACUGCUUCACGCAGGCAGGCUGAAAACAGAGUUCCCAAAAAGAGAAAGCUUUUUCAGGAAGACAUUGUCAUUCCAGAACGAACAAAAUAAGAAGUUUAAUGUGAAUAAAGCACAUGGGAUUGAACCAGCUGAUUUAGCCAAACUGAGCUCCAUGGCUUUUAAAGUCAUUGAUGGAACUGCUGGUGGUCUUCAAGGUUAGUUUUCCGUCACUGGACACUCUGAAAGCACUUUGGACUAAAUGUGUCAGCAGGACCAGGGGUAGCUUGGCCAGCCUUGCCAACUGUGUAGAGCACAGCUAGUGCUGCUGCCUCUCCUCAGGACAGAGGGGGUCCCAUCCUGGUCCAGAUGGAAAGAGAAGAACGACCGCAUGAUGAACUCGUUGGGCACCUCUGAUUUUUCGCAUUACCAGCUGCGCCGCGCUGCCCAGGAGCAGCCGUGAGUUACGGUUUGGAUCACAAAUCACCUCGCAGCUCGGAAGGGAGCGCGCUGCCUCGCUGCUGUUGCAACACUGCAGCCGGCACCGCUUCCUCACAGCUGGUGAGCGCCGCCCCGUGGCUCCGCACUAGCGGCAGAAAGCGGCGGUGCCGCCGUGCGAGGGCAGCCCGGAACGCCACUCCCGGCCCGGGCCGCCGCUCCGCCGCCUGCCCCCCUCUCGCUCCCGGCCGGGCCCGGACGGACGGCGGCGCCAAUCGCCUCAGGGGGGCGCGCGCCGCCAGCCCCCCCCGCGCAGCCGCACGCAGGCGCGCGCGGGCCGCCGCCGCCUGGCCUGUCCCUCGCGCGCCGCCGUAGAGCGCCCGCUUGGCGGCGGGGAGGAGGCGGCGCGGGGGGGGCCGCGGCGUGAGGGGCGCGCAGGCCGCAGCGGCUCCGCAUCCCCCGCCGAACCCCAUGUGAGCCGCCCCCGCGCCGGGGCCAGGGAGCGGGGCCAUGAAGAAGGACGUGCGGAUCCUGCUCGUGGGAGAACCCAGAGUUGGGAAGACAUCACUAAUUAUGUCCCUUGUCAGUGAAGAAUUUCCAGAAGAGGUUCCACCACGAGCUGAAGAAAUCACUAUUCCAGCUGAUGUCACACCUGAAAGAGUGCCAACCCAUAUAGUGGAUUAUUCAGAAGCAGAGCAAAGUGAUGAGCAGCUUUACCAUGAAAUAUCACAGGCAAAUGUGAUAUGUAUAGUAUAUGCUGUUAACAACAAGAAUUCUAUUGAUAAGGUAACAAGUCGAUGGAUUCCUCUCAUCAAUGAAAGGACAGACAAAGAUAGCAGGCUGCCUCUUAUAUUAGUUGGAAACAAGUCUGAUCUAGUGGAAUAUAGCAGUAUGGAAACUAUCCUUCCCAUUAUGAAUCAAUAUACAGAGAUAGAAACGUGUGUAGAGUGUUCAGCCAAAAACUUGAAGAAUAUAUCUGAGCUAUUUUAUUAUGCACAGAAAGCUGUUCUGCAUCCUACAGGUCCUCUUUAUUGCCCAGAGGAGAAAGAGAUGAAACCUGCCUGUAUUAAAGCACUCACUUGCAUUUUUAGAAUUUCUGAUCAGGAUAAUGAUGGUACUCUCAAUGAUGCAGAGCUCAACUUCUUUCAGAGAAUUUGUUUUAAUACACCACUGGCACCUCAGGCUUUGGAAGAUGUUAAGAAUGUAGUCAGGAAAAACCUAAGUGAUGGAGUUGCAGAUAAUGGAUUAACAUUAAAAGGUUUUCUUUUUCUACACACACUUUUCAUUCAGCGAGGAAGGCAUGAAACAACUUGGACUGUUUUACGUCGCUUUGGAUAUGAUGAUGACUUAGAGCUUACGCCAGAGUACUUGUUUCCUCCGCUAAAAAUUCCUCCAGACUGCACAACCGAAUUAAAUCAUCAUGCAUACUUGUUUCUUCAAAGUAUUUUUGAUAAACAUGAUUUGGAUAGAGAUUGUGCUUUGUCUCCUGAUGAAUUGAAAGAUUUGUUCAAAGUAUUCCCUUAUAUGCCAUGGGGACCUGAUGUUAACAACACUGUUUGUACAAAUGAAAGGGGAUGGAUUACAUACCAAGGGUUUCUCUCUCAGUGGACACUAACCACAUACUUAGAUGUACAGCGUUGCCUGGAAUACCUGGGUUAUUUAGGCUACUCGAUACUUGCAGAGCAAGAGUCUCAAGCAUCAGCAAUUACAGUGACAAGAGAUAAAAAGAUAGAUCUCCAGAAAAAACAGACUCAGAGAAAUGUUUUCCGAUGCAAUGUUGUUGGAAUGAAAGGCUGUGGGAAAAGUGGAGUUCUUCAGGCUCUCCUUGGAAGAAAUCUAAUGAGACAGAGGCAAAUACGUGCAGAACACAAAUCUUACUAUGCCAUUAAUACAGUUUAUGUAUACGGGCAGGAAAAGUACUUGCUGCUACAUGAUGUCAGUGACUCUGAAUUUUUAACUGAUGCUGAGACCAUAUGCGAUGCUGUCUGCCUGGUAUAUGAUGUCAGUAACCCUAAGUCCUUUGAGUACUGUGCCAGGAUUUUUAAGCAGCACUUCAUGGAUAGCAGAAUACCGUGCUUAGUGGUAGCUGCAAAGUCCGACUUGCAUGAAGUUAGACAGGAAUACAGUAUUUCUCCUGCUGAAUUCUGCAAAAAACACAAAAUGCCUCCACCUCAAGCCUUUACUUGUAAUACUGUUGAUAUGCCGAGUAAGGAUAUCUUUGUUAAACUGACAACUAUGGCAAUGUAUCCCCAUGCCCGGUUACGCUGUAUGUGCGCCUGCAACAGGUGUACAUUUUGCAUCUGUCAGAACUUCCUCAACUCAGACUUGCUGCAAUCUGUAAAGAACAAACUCUUCACUGCAGUUCUUAACAGGUUAAGAUCCUACAUAGAUGAGUUGGGGGCCAUGCUGUUAGCAGACGAGGAGAGCAGUAUUAUGCAGCAGGUGCACGCCGUCAACUCUGUAGAAGAUUCCAUCUUCAUGGAGUCAUCUCUUGGUCCACGUUUACUUGAAGACAGGCAUGUGACACAAGCGGACCUCAAGAGUUCUACAUUUUGGCUCCGAGCAAGUUUUGGUGCUACUGUCUUUGCAGUUUUGGGUUUUGCUAUGUACAAAGCAUUAUUAAAGCAACGAUGAUCUGAGAAGAAGCACAUCUGGCCCUACCAAAUAAAAAUCCCAAACUUUUAUGUACAUUCUGAAUGCUUUAAAUUCUGCUAGAAAUAUUUAUAUAUGCAGAGUUACUUUAUUAAUAUUUGUAAUUCAUGCAUAAGAUUAUUUUAAAUUAUAGCUCUAACUACAGUAUUGCAUAAUGCGUGGGGAAAAAAUUGCAUCUUAACAGCCAGCUAAAAUGGCUUGACUUGUGAGGCCAAAAGGGAAUUUGUUGUAAAUAACCUGUACAUAUUAAAGCAGUAAGACAUUGCUUCCCAACAAGCUGUUCAAAAUACUGUUCUUAGAUGUUUCAUCAUGGUGACACACUAGUGUAUAGUUGAAGUUCAUUUUCGGUAGAGAGUAGGUUUAACUCGAGGAUCAUACUUCCUCAAGGAUUGCUUAUUUAUUUACAUUGAUCUGAAGUGACUUCAUCUUUUUUGGACUAUAAGCUACACCAGGCAGAAUUUGUGAUUUUCAUUCUCAUCUAUUCUUUUUAACUCAUGAACAAAUUUCCUCACUAAUUACGUAUUUCAAGACAAAGUCACUGUUGCCAUCCUGGCCUAUGAUUUUGUAUGUUACAUGACCAGUGACAUAUUUAGCAUUCUGAUUUUUCUUUUAAAAGGAAACCAUAAACUUCAAAACCUGCCAGAUCAACUUCAUAUGCUGUAUGUAAUUUGUGUUUUUCAGUUUCCACUAUGUUGUUUUAUAACCCUUACAAAUCAGAUAAGCAAAUUUGUAUAUUAUAAAUGUUUAUAAUUUGAAAAGUGUUGCCGUUUAAUUUCUCACAUCUGUCAAUCAUACCUGCUGAAAGCUGUGUAUAAGAUAAAAAUAAAAUAGUACACAGUGCCUAUUCUACUGUAGUAUGUUAGUUGCAUGGAUCACAGUGCAUUCUGUAACUGGCUAAAUUACCUAUAGACACAGCUUUUUUAAUGAUCAAUAAGUCAAAUAUUAUUUCCUCAUGACAAACCUAUUUUUCCAUUGCUGGCCUUUUCAAGUAUUUCAAUAAAAUAACUGUGUACUGUG